Messenger RNA from Cannabis sativa, 2711 nucleotides. RefSeq lists its product as uncharacterized. The record is from RefSeq and is a predicted model, not a curated record. The transcript is spliced from 10 exons. NCBI's taxonomy places the organism in Eukaryota, Viridiplantae, Streptophyta, Magnoliopsida, Rosales, Cannabaceae. Bases 222 to 2297 code for a protein of 691 amino acids.
UUUAUUAAUUGAUUCGAAACAAAAGAGAGAAGAGUCGAGUCGAGACGAGUCGACUCAGUCGAGUGGGUUCCUUCAUUGGCUUCCUUCUUCUUCUUCUCCUCCGCUAAAAUCUACAUGCCUCCCAUUCUCACCUCUCUCAUCAUCGUCUUCUUCUACUGUAACUGAAGUGGCUUAGCAUCAAGGCUAGUUGUUGUUGCUUUUGCUGCUCAGCUUACUUUAGGAUGCCCUUGUUAAAAAGAAAACCUUAUUCAUUGGCAGAAACGCCUGAGGAUCUUGAACCAAAUGAGCUCAUAUUCCAAGUUCGUUUUACAAAAGAGAUAUUCACUGAUUAUAAUGAGUACUUGAACAAGAUUAAUCUAUACCGUCGAAGAGUUUGGACGUGCAAGGUCACUGGGAAGACUAACUUGACUUAUGAAGAAGCUUUGGUUUCAGAAAAACGUGCUAAUGAGAAGGUGCAACAGUUCCCUAAAGAAAUUGUGGUACCUGCACUGCGAAUCAUCCAAUACAGUAUGCUUUCAAUGAGAGAGCUUGCUCAAACCUUAGCUGCAAAGUUGCAAGACAAUGUCUUUGUGGGUGCUGAACUGUAUGCAAGGAAGGAUAAUAAUAAUAACGAAUAUUUAUGCAGAGUUUUGAAAAUUAUGGAGGAAGGUGAUGCAGUUAGAUAUAGGGUAGCAUGGCUCGAUGGGGACAAGAAAGUUGUUGGGAAUUCAACUUUGGAUAAAAAAGAUUUGAUACAAAAGAAGCUGCCUUUUACUAGAGAUGUUUGGAAAUCGUUUAUUCGGGAAUCAACAUACAGAAAUGCUCCUUGGGUUCUUCACGAGAAACUGGCACAAAAACAUGGAAUCUCAACUGCAAUUCCUGAGGAGUUGAGAGGCAAAUUUUUCUUGCAGAACGGGCUAGUAGUAGCGUACAAUAAGAAACGAAAGAAUAUUGAGGAUGUAGGCGAUCAGCCAAGUGUGGAACCUAUCAAAUAUCCAAUCGAUGACCUGUUGGUGCAGCCCGGCGAGGAUGAUCCAGUCUUUACUGAUCGACCCGUUCCAUCAAGGGACUUCAAUGUUCCCAUGGAAUGUGUUGGAGAUCUCUUAUUAAUCUGGGACUUUUGUUCAUCUUUUGGUCGGUUGUUGCACUUGUCCCCUUACUCUCUUGAAGAUUUUGAAAAUGCUAUCUGUCACAAGGAAAGCAAUGCCGUUCUUCUUGUGGAAACUCACGCUGCUCUUCUGCGGUUGCUUAUGAACGAUGGUACUGGCAAGUAUUUAAUGGCAAUAAGGAAACGAAAUCGGACUUGCAAGAUUACAUUAAUAACCUGGACAGAGUAUUUGUGUGAUAUGUUAGAGAUGAUUGACAUUCCUGAAUUAGUUAGUUGCACAUCAACUAUUAAAAGGGGGCAUUAUGGCCUUUUAGAUACUUGUUUAAAAUUAGGAAUUCUUCGGGAAUUGAUCGAUCAGGUGGUUGAGACAUGUAUUUUUAGAGAGACAAUGGAUGAGUUUGUUGAACAAAGGCAUCUUUUAGGGGCUUCCAAAAGGGAGGAAGCUUUGGAAGAAGGGAGAAAGAUAAGAGAAGCGAAAGGACAAUUGAAAACCGAGCCAGAUGUCAAUGGAGUGACAAAUUCAGAGUGUGUAGAAAACACGUCAGCUAAUGGUUUUCACACAAAGCAGUACGGGAACAAAGUUAAGAAAAUAAAGGGUGAGGACUCUCCAUCGGAACAUGAACAGGAUGAUGCACAGGGCAAGAGUGAGAGCAAGAAAUUAGAUACCUCAUCGAAGAAGAUGGCCAAGAAACUUAAUGUGGAUGUGAAUACACCAACAGAAAACGGCAAAGACUCUAUUAAGAAGGAACCAAUGAAACAGUUGGAGAAUGGCCAAAAAGGAGCUGUGAAAAGAAAUAUACAACAAAGAAGAAUGUAUUAUGAGCGGGAGAUGGAGAAACGGAUUAUACGCACCAGCCCUUUGGGUAAAGACAAAGAUUAUAAUAGGUAUUGGUGGUUUCGACGUGAAGAGAGAAUAUUUGUGGAGAGUUCUGAUUCCAAGGAGUGGGGAUACUACAGUAGCAAGGAUGAGCUUGAUGCAUUGAUGGGUUCUCUAAACUGCAAGGGCGAGAGAGAGUGUGCGCUAAAAAAGCAUCUCGAUCAUCUUUACGUGAAAAUAAGUACCCAACUGCAAGAGAAAACAAAGGACCUGAUGCACAGCAUGGCAUUGGAAGAGGCUGUUGUGCGAAGAUCCACACGCGUACGAGCUCCGCCAAGGGAAAACCGAGCUAAUGCCUUCACAAGGUAUGUUAACAAAUGGAAGGAAGAGUGAGUGAGUGAGUGAGUGAGUGUGGGAAAUAGCACUUGGGAAGAGUGGUGGAUAUGUUAGGCAUAAAUAAUGACAUUAAGUAACAGCAGCGAUUGGAUAUAUGGAAAGGAAAGGAAAGGAAAUUAGACAAUGCAAUGGAAGCAGAAGAUUGAGUUGAGUUGACUAACACAUGCAGCAUAUGUUAUUUUGUUGUGAAAGAGGGAAAAAGGGGUUUGCCAAUUUUUCUGACCCGGCUGCCAUUCCUCUCAGUAUUUUGUUAACUUCAUUUUUGUAAGUGACUUGAUUGGAUAUUUCAACCUCAAUCAAAUCAAUCUUUGGAGUUAGAUCAUAGAUAUAGAUAGAGAUAUGUCAUUUUCUUUCCCAUUUUGUAAAACAUCCUAUUUUUACUAAUACCACUCCAACUCCUACUUUCCUUUA